CCGAUUGCUGUCUCUUUUCUAGGGUUUCCACUAUAUAGAACAGCCACAAAGUCAAAAUUGACCAUAUCGUAAAAAAAAUGUGAAAAAAAAUAUAUAUUUUGGGUUUUAAUUUAAGUUUACGCAUAAGGUUAACCAUACUGCUAAGAUGAAAAUCAUAUUUUAAGGAAAUUAAAUUAAUGGGUUUUGACUUUGUGGCUGUGGUAACUAGUGACGACCCUUUUCUAGUUUCGUUAGCUGUGGAGCAGUGUGAACAAAUUCCGAACGAAUCCAUUUUUGUAGAUAGCUGCCCAAAAAGAGACCGAAAUCAAGAUGCCUCCAAAGAAGGGAGAAGGACCAAAACAACCCCCACUGAUUGGACGUUUCGGCACUUCUUUGAAGAUUGGGAUUGUGGGAUUGCCGAAUGUUGGGAAGUCAACAUUCUUCAAUGUGCUGACCAAGAGCCAGGCCGCAGCAGAGAAUUUUCCCUUCUGCACUAUCGACCCCAACGAGAGCAGAGUACCCAUCCCUGACGAACGCUAUGACUACCUCUGCACCUUCCACAAGCCCCUCAGUAAAGUCCCAGCGUUUCUGAAUGUGGUGGACAUAGCUGGGCUGGUGAAAGGCGCUCACGCUGGACAAGGACUGGGCAACGCCUUCCUGUCUCACAUUAGUGCCUGCGACGGCAUCUUCCACAUGACACGUGCGUUUGAGGAUGAGGACAUCAUCCAUGUGGAGGGUAAUGUGGACCCAGUGAGGGACAUUGAGAUAAUCCAUGAGGAGCUACGGCUGAAGGAUGAGGAGUCUCUUGGACCAAUCAUAGAUAAGUUGGAGAAGACCGCUGUCAGAGGAGGAGACAAGAAACUCAAACCUGAAUACGACAUCAUGUUGAAGGUAAAGAACUGGAUUUCGGAGGAGAAGAAACAUGUUCGCUUCUACAAUGACUGGAAUGAGAAAGAGAUCGAUGUGCUGAACAAAUACCUGUUCCUCACGUCCAAGCCCAUGAUCUACCUGGUCAACCUCUCAGAGAAGGACUACAUCAGGAAAAAGAACAAGUGGCUGAUUAAGAUAAAGGAGUGGGUCGAUGCCCAUGACCCAGGAGCUAUGGUCAUACCAGUGAGUGGAGGUCUUGAGGCCAAACUACAGGACAUGACCGACGAGGAGAAGGACAAAUACUGUGAGGAGGCGAAGACUCAGAGUGUACUAACUAAGAUCAUUAAGACGGGCUAUGCAGCUCUGCAGUUGGAAUAUUUCUUCACAGCGGGACCAGACGAGGUUAGAGCGUGGACUGUCAGGAAAGGCAGCAAGGCGCCCCAGGCGGCAGGGAAGAUCCACACUGACUUUGAGAAAGGUUUCAUCAUGGCAGAGGUCAUGAAGUUCCAGGACUUCAAAGAAGAGGGCACUGAGAAUGCGGUCAAGGCUGCUGGGAAGUACAGGCAGCUGGGCAGGAACUACAUCGUGGAGGACGGAGACAUUAUAUUUUUCAAAUUCAACACACCCAAUGCACCCAAGGCAGCGAAGAAGUGAUGGGACCAACGCGACCAGUACAAUAACACAGGGUUCUUGUGUACCGUAAUUUUGUCCUCGAGGGCCGCAGUGUCUGCUGAUUUUCUCCCCUCUCCCUGGUAUUAUGAAUGUGACGAUAGAAUUAGAAUGAUUGAUAAAUUCGAUGUAUGGUAGGAUGAAAAUCGAGUGCACACUGCAACCAUUGAGGUCAGUACCAGGUCCUGAAGUGUUUCCUGGUCAGUUUAUUUGGUCAGGAAAAACUUCUGGCCCUAGUCAGGACUGAUUGGAACAAGGAGGGACCAUUUAUUAUUAUUUUAAGUAAAGUAGGCAUCUCUGACCGUGCCUGACCAGAAACCACCGACGUGACUUCCGUAUUUGCCACACCAUACAAAAUCUGCCCUGGUGCCAGAGAGAAGGCUUUAGACCCUGAUUAUCGCACCUACAUAUAUAUUUCAAAUAAUAUAUAUUUCCUACAUAUAUUUCAUAUAAUACACUAUUAUAUGAAAUAUAUAUCUUUGCCCACCUCACACAAGACAUUGCUGCAACAUUGUGAAUAAGAGGAAGAUAUAAAUCAGUCUUCUGACACCCCUGGCCACGUUCAUAUUUGUGGAGGUGAAUAUUGCUUUCAUUUGUUCUGGCCCCCGAAAGGGAAACAUCAACUAGCUAGAUAGCUACUUAGCUAAACAAUGGAAUGUGCACAAUCCAUGGCUACAAAGCUAGAUGGCUAACCAGCUACCUACUCUGUAAGUUAGCUUGACGUGCUAGAAAUUAAACAAGUUACUAAAAUAAAUGUUUAAUCUUCUGAAUCAAUGUGUUGUUCUAGUUUGCAUUUUUGGGAGGGAGAUCACAAUCUCUGAGACUCAGUGAAUCAGGUUGUCUCCAUGGUAACCAGACACUCUUUCUGCCAUACAGUACAUGCCUUCAAACUACCAUAAAACCCCUUUAAGUAUGCCCUUACCUAAGGAAAACGUUUGAGGGACUCUAUGCAACACUCCAAUUCCCUUAGGUAAGGGGAAAUUAUAAGAUGUUUUGUGCAACUGGGCUCGGGCCUGACACAAGCAUUUUCAUGGAAACGCAUGUACUGCAACCACAAUAUGGGUCAACAAUACACUCAAUAAAACAAGACAACAGAUUCA
Molecule: messenger RNA, 2618 nt
Organism: Salvelinus fontinalis (brook trout)
Lineage: Eukaryota; Metazoa; Chordata; Actinopteri; Salmoniformes; Salmonidae
Product: obg-like ATPase 1
Exons: 11
Coding region: 310-1503 (397 amino acids)
Cellular component (GO): cytoplasm
Molecular function (GO): ATP binding; ATP hydrolysis activity; GTP binding
Source: RefSeq, a predicted model, not a curated record